This is a messenger RNA of Aegilops tauschii subsp. strangulata, 1389 nucleotides long. The record is from RefSeq and is a predicted model, not a curated record. Lineage: Eukaryota; Viridiplantae; Streptophyta; Magnoliopsida; Poales; Poaceae.
AUGACCACCGACGGCAACGCUGCGGCCGAUGCCGCCGCUGCCGACGCUGCAGCCUCCUCUCCGGCUCCGCCAUCCCCUCUCUCUCCUCCCGUUACCUCUUCCCUGCCCACCACCAACAUCCCUCCCGCACCCCUCCCUCUCCAGACGGUGCCGCCACCCAACUUCUACCCGACGCCCGCAUAUAUGCAUGCCAUGCGCGUCGAGAACGCCCACAUCAAUCUCCCCGUCCGCCUCGCCAUGAACGGCGCCAAUUACACUACCUGGCGGGGGAUGAUGUUGGACGUCAUCGAUCAGUACGACGUCGCCUCUUGGAUCGCGCCGGACUUCACCGACCACGCCGGCGAUGCGAGCUGGAACAUCGUCAACAAGGCGGUGAAUCGGUGGUUCCUCGGCGCGAUGGUGACGGAGCUCGCCGCUUUCAUGCUCGAUCGGGAGGCCACUGCCGCCCAGACCUGGGCCUCUGUCGAGGCUCUCUUCGUCAACAACCGUCGGGCUCGGCGGUUCCAGCUCCAGACGGAGCUCACCGACACUCGCCAAGGGGACUCCUCCAUCUCCAUCUUCUGCGCUCGCCUCAAGUCCAUCUCCGACGCCCUUCGCGACGCCGGUAAGACCCUGGAUGAUGAUGAAUUGGUCAUUCAACUCCUGCGCGGCGUCAACAAGGAUCGUCAUCAGACCACCGCCAAGAUUAUCGAGAAGUCUCCAACACCAGUUCCUUUCGACGUCGCCGUCGGCAUGCUUCUGCACGACGAGAUCGGCAACAACUUCGCCGGCUCCACCCAUCACAGCGCCCUCGCUGUCCAGCAGAAAGGCCCGUCGCCCGCGCCCCCGGCUGGGGCUUCCGGCGGCCCGGCUCGGCCGCCCACCCCUGGCUUCGGCGGCGGCAAACCCUCCUCUCCCUCACCCAACCAGGGGCACAACAAACGCCGCCGCUACACCGCCAACGGCGGGUACCAGGGGGCCGCGCCCGCGCCGCCGUGGACGGGGCACGUCUACGCCUACCCGAUGGCCCUCCCACCUCAACCCCGUCCGGCGCCCGGGAUCCUCGGUCCGCGGCCGCCGCACGCCUACGCCGCCUUCAGCGGCCACCUCCAGCAGCCAUCUCCGAUGGGCUUCUCUCCAACGCAGCAGUACCUACCGGCGCCUCCACAUCACCAGCAGUUCCUGCCGGCGCCGCCUCUUCCGCAGCAGUACCAGGCGCCACAGUACAUCCAUCCACCGACGGGCGCCGCCUCCAACACCGUCGACCACUCCGCCCUGAUGAGCGCUCUCCACAACCUGUCGCUCCAGUCGCCCAGCGGUGGCUGGGUUGCGGACUCCGGCGCCUCCUCUCACCUUGCGGCUGAUCCCGGACUAUCCGACCAAGGUGGAGCUUCUUCGAUGCAACAGUAA